Molecule: messenger RNA, 1685 nt
Organism: Musa acuminata AAA Group (dessert banana)
Lineage: Eukaryota; Viridiplantae; Streptophyta; Magnoliopsida; Zingiberales; Musaceae
Product: UV-B-induced protein At3g17800, chloroplastic
Exons: 3
Coding region: 61-1269 (402 amino acids)
Source: RefSeq, a predicted model, not a curated record
UCGGGCAUUUCUAACCCCCAAAUCGGCGAAACGUGAGCGAAAAAUAAUCGGAGGAAAAGAAUGCGGAGUUGGGGCGUCGCAGCGGACAGUGCGGUGCUUCUCCAGCCGGCCGCCGCCGGAUUCAGGGCGCCAGCGGCGGACUUCAGACACCUCGCCUCCUCUUUCUGCCACCCCGACUUGAGGCCCUCCUUCUCCGCCAAGAGUUCUAUUGGUUGGCCCAAGAUUGGUAUCCGAUUAGAAAAUCACCGAACAAGAAUCUUACAAGUGAGAGCACUGGGAAAUUCUAGUGAUGGCCAAACACCGAUUGCCCCACUUCAAUUUGAAUCUCCAACUGGUCAGCUUCUGUCACAAAUAAUGCAAACCCACCCUCAUCUGCUCCCAGCUGCGAUAGAUCAGCAGCUUGAGAGGCUUCACUCUGACAUUGAUGCUGAGAAUGCAAAAACUCCAGUAGCUUCUCAAGACCUCCCCCUUUACAGGAGAAUUGCAGAAGUCAAAGAAAAAGAGAGGCAUAAGGCUUUAGAGGAGAUUAUCUACUGCUUGAUUGUACAAAAAUUCAUGGAGAAGGAAAUCGAUAUGAUCCCCACGGUAACUGCAUCCACGGAUCCUACAUAUCGGGUGGACUCAUGGCCCAAUCAAGAACAUAAAUUGGAAAGCAUGCACUCUCCUGAUGCUCUGGAGAUGAUACAGAGCCAUUUAACCCUUAUUCUCGGAGAAAGAGUGGGUGGCCCACUGAAUACUGUCGCCCAAAUUAGCAAACUUAAACUCGGGAAGCUUUAUGCAGCCUCUAUCAUGUACGGAUAUUUCCUCAAAAGAGUAGAUGAAAGAUACCAACUUGAAAGGACUAUGAAGACCCUUCCGACGAAGCCCAGGGGUCAGAGAAUAUUUGACGAAUUGAAGCCUAACCCACUAUGGGACUUGGAGUCUAUGGUGCAGAUUUCAUCAGAUGAUGAUGACUUUGAUGGUGAUGAGACAAAGCCUUAUAGAUUGAGGUCCUAUGUCAUGUACUUGGAUGCGGAGACAUUGCAGAGAUAUGCAACCAUAAGGUCUAAGGAAUCUAUUUCAUUGAUUGAGAAGCAGACGCAGGCCCUGUUUGGGAGGCCAGACAUAAGGAUAGCAGAUGAUGGGUCUCUGGAAACUCCAAAUGAUGAAGUUGUGGGAAUAACUUUCUCUGGCCUGACAAUGUUAGUCUUGGAGGCAGUUGCAUUUGGGACCUUUCUGUGGGAAGCCGAGGGCUAUGUGGAAUCGAAGUUCCACUUUCUGUCAAGUUGAAUGUACUUUGAACUGGUCAUCAUUUUGAGCGAUCGCCGCCGCCGAAUGUUGUGGGUCAUGCCAACCUGUUAUAUUUGAGUGCAAUUGUGAGAGAGCUUUGGUCGAUAGAGCUACUCUUACUGGAAAAGGUGAAAAUGAUGACUCUGGCAUUCCCGAUAUACUUUCUCCACUCGUCAUCAUGCUCUCGUAUAAGUUCUGAUCAUAGUGGACUCGAGCAGAUGAGGAUGGUCGGUCUUAUGAUGACAUAAUGAUGAUAUUGAACUUACAAAGGAAGGAAGAGUAUUAGUGAUGUAACGAUGAUGCCGAAGUAUUUCUGGUCAUCUGGCUUUGUUAUUGUUGUUGUUGUUGUUGUUAAUCGAUGAUACAUAUAUCUUUUCUGCUGUAAAGUGCCAAAGAUAAAACGAGUAUUUCAUUUA